Molecule: messenger RNA, 1605 nt
Organism: Salvia hispanica
Lineage: Eukaryota; Viridiplantae; Streptophyta; Magnoliopsida; Lamiales; Lamiaceae
Product: geranylgeranyl diphosphate reductase, chloroplastic-like
Biological process (GO): chlorophyll biosynthetic process; photosynthesis
Cellular component (GO): chloroplast thylakoid membrane
Molecular function (GO): FAD binding; oxidoreductase activity, acting on the CH-CH group of donors, NAD or NADP as acceptor
Source: RefSeq, a predicted model, not a curated record
AUUCCUAAAACUCUUUCAUCUUACCCUUGAAAAGGCAGAAAGAUACCACUUACCAUUAAUAUUAAACUAAUCUCUAGUGUGAUUAAACUAAUCCUGCCUUGUUAGAAAAAGGCAUCUACCUUAUUCUCUCCACUUUUCCAAACCCUAACUCCUAACUCCUGAAAAUGGCAGCCCAAACUCUAAACACAAUAAACCAGCCCCUCCACUCCUUCAGGCAGACUUUGAAAUCCAAGACAUUUAAUCCCCAAACAAUCAGAUGCAGAAAGACUACCUCUGUUAGCAUCACUGCGACACUGCGAGCUGCAGUGAUAGGCGGUGGCCCCGCGGGAUCGUCUGCAGCAGAAGCUCUGGCCUCCGGCGGCAUCGAGACAUUCCUGUUCGAACGCAGCCCCGAAGCAGCAAAGCCCUGCGGAGGCGCCAUUCCCCUGUGCAUGCUUGAUGAGUUCUCCAUCCCCUCUCACCUCAUUGACCGCAAAGUCACCCAAAUGAAGAUCAUCUCGCCCUCAAAUCUCACCGUCGAUUUCGGGAAAACGCUCAAGCCCCACGAGUUCAUCUCCAUGGUCCGCCGAGAAGUGCUGGACAAUUUCCUCCGGCGCCGCGCAGCCGACUGCGGCGCCACCCUUGUAAAAGCCCUAGUUACAAGCAUAGACAUGCCCUCAUCGGAAACAUCCCCUUACAUAAUCCACUACAUCUCCAACAACACCCACAAUUCCCUGGCUGUAGACGUCAUAAUCGGUGCAGACGGCGCCAAUAGCAAAGUAGCCAAGUCAAUCGACGCCGGGAGCUACACUUGCGCAAUCGCGUUCCAGGAGAGAAUCAAAUUGCCGGAAGAGAAAAUGCAAUACUACGAAAACCUAGCAGAGAUGUACAUCGGAAACGACGUCUCACCCGAUUUCUACGCGUGGGUUUUCCCCAAAUGCGACCACGUGGCAGUCGGAACGGGCACGAUUUCAGCGAAGCAAAACAUCAAACACCUUCAGUGCGCAAUCAAAAACAGAGUGAAACCUAAAAUCGAAGGAGGGGAAAUCAUCAAAGUGGAAGCCCACCCCAUCCCGGAGCACCCCCGGCCGGUGAGGGUCCGGGGACGGGUGGCAUUAGUCGGGGACGCGGCCGGGUACGUGACGAAAUGCUCGGGCGAGGGGAUAUACUUCGCGGCGCGGAGCGGGAGGAUGUGCGGGGAGGGGGUGGUGAGGGCGUCGGAGAAUGGGAGGAGGAUGAUCGGAGAGGGGGAUUUGAGGAGGGAGUAUCUGAGGAAGUGGGACGACGAGUUCUUCGCGACGUUCAAAUUCUUGGACGUGUUGCAGAGGGUGUUCUAUGGGAGUAAUGCGGGGCUGGAGGCGCUGGUGGAGGUGUGCGGGAAGGAGUAUGUGCAGAGGAUGACGUUUGAGAGCUAUCUGUAUAAGAAGCUGGCCAAGGGGAAUCCGGUGGAGGAUGUGAAGAUGGCGGCGGCGACUGUGGGGAGCUUGAUUCGUGCUAAUAUUCUUGGGAGGGAGAUGUUGAUGCACUGAUACUCCAUUUUCAAAUGUUCCACUUCUUGUUACCUUGUGGAAACUACUCCUACUUUUCGAUUUCAUGGAAUCAAACUUUAUUUUAUUGUUUGUCACA